AUUUUUAGGUGAUAGUUCUGUGGCAAUGAAGGAUCUGAUUAUUUCAAAAACUGACCAACUAUUACAUUUCAUAUUUCCAAAUCGAUGUUACGAAAUAAUGCUUCUGAAAUAUAACUUCCUUCAUCAAGAAUGUAUAUCGAUGGUUACGUCGCGAAUGCUUGGGCUUGGUCUAACUCUUGGCUCACUGCUUAUAUUCAUACCACAAAUUUUGAAAAUUCAGUUUGCACAGUCAGGCGAAGGAAUUUCAUUGUCAUCACAGUUGCUUGGAUUGUUUGCUUGUUUUACAGUAACAUCCUAUAGCUAUGCCAAGGGAUAUGUUUUCAGUCAAUGGGGUGAUUCAUUUUUCGUAACGAUCCAAAUGGUCAUAAUAAUUAUCCAAAUUUUUUGGUUUUCAUCAAGGCAAACUCACGCAGCUGUAUUCUUUGCAUUUUGCUGGACAAUUAGUUGUGCAGUAAUGGGUGAAUAUAUCCCAAAUGAUGUGCUUGCAUUGCUUCAGGCUAUAACCAUUCCAAUUGUUAUUGUCGCUAAAUUUCUACAAAUUCGGGCAAACUACCAACAACAGAGUACUGGCCAACUAUCAGUGAUCUCAGUAUUCCUCCAGUUCGCAGGAUGUUUAGCACGAAUAUUUACUUCCUUAAAGGAAACUGGUGACCAGCUAGUGAUUAUCAAUUACAUUAUCGCCGCUUUACUAAAUGGCAUAAUUUUUAUUCAAUUUCUCCUUUAUUGGGGUGGUGCGGAAACGAAGAAAAAGGUGUCUUGAGACACACAAACGUU
This is a messenger RNA of Loa loa (African eye worm), 774 nucleotides long. Its product is annotated as PQ loop repeat family protein. Bases 26 to 760 code for a protein of 244 amino acids. Gene Ontology annotation, biological process: oligosaccharide biosynthetic process. The transcript is spliced from 4 exons. The record is from RefSeq and is a predicted model, not a curated record. NCBI's taxonomy places the organism in Eukaryota, Metazoa, Nematoda, Chromadorea, Rhabditida, Onchocercidae.